AUGAAGUUUGGCAAGUACAUCCUCGGUCAGCAGAUCUCUGGCUGGGGCGCCUACUACCUCGAUUACAAGUUUCUUAAGAAGAUCAUCAACUCGCUCGAAAAGGGCCGGCUGGGCGAUGCGGCCCUGUUUGCGACGGGCGUGCGUCCAGAAGAGAGCGUCAACAGCCAGUCCACCGUCUCACCGCAACCACAGAUUCUUCCGCGUGUCGAAGGCUCGGACGAGCUUCAGAUCCACAAAGCUGCCUUCUUCUUCAAGCUAGAACGAGAACUAGAAAAGAUCAACAAUUUCUAUCUUCAAAAGGAAGCCGAACUCAAGUCCCGUUUGCAGACGCUCAUCGACAAGAAGCGCAUCCUUUUUGAGUCUCGCAACUCUUCCAAGCUCUCCAAGGAUUCGCCUUCCUAUGUCGCUCUCUACGAAGGCUUCCGCUACUAUGAAAAGGAUCUCAGCAAGCUCCAGCAAUUCAUCGAGAUCAAUGCCACUGGCUUCCGUAAGAUUUUGAAAAAAUGGGACAAACGCUCCAAGUCUCAGACCAAGGAGCUCUACCUCGCUCGCCAAGUCGAAGUGCAACCUUGCUUCAACCUCAAGUUCAUCGCCGAACUCAGUGACAUUGCCGCCGCCAACUUGCUCGAGCUUGAGAAUCUCUCCCACGGACGCUCACUCAGCGACACCCUCGGCACCAAUGGCGCUAGCCUCUCUGCAGACAAUCGCCUUGACUUUGCUGCCGCUCAGAGUCAGGACUUCGAUGCGCUUGCCGAUCUCGAAGCCAACCUCGCAGAGGCAAUCAAGGUGGGCCGUGUCGCACCGGCCACCGAGAUGAUCCGCAUCGCAGCACAAAACGAAGACUUGACCAGCGUCUCACGUAUCGUUUGGCGUGCUCUCCUCGAGGCUCCCCACGAUGCCAUGCGUGCAGCGCUAGCGCAUCAUCUGGCCGACUACAAAUUCGUUGACGACAUCAGCUUGCGCACCUGUCUGCACGAAUCUGCUAUGGCUGGCAAGCUCUUCCUCGUCCAAUCCUGCAUCGAGAACGGCGUUGACGUGGCUCAGCAGGAUAUCUACGGCCGCACUGCGCUCUCCUACGCUGCCAUGGCGGGGCAUACAGACGUCUGUCAAUACUUACUCUCGCUGCCCUCAAUCUCGGCUGCCACAUACGACCUCGAUGGUUUCUCUCCGCUCAUUCUCGCCGUCAUGAAUGGCCGCACCGACGCCGUCCGCAUCCUUUUGGAACAUGGCGCCAGUGUCGAGCCACGCGACACAAUCGACCUCAUCCCUCUCUGUCUCGCCAGCUCUGGCGGCCAUGCCGACAUUGUCCAUCUUCUUUUGCAAAAGGGUGCAAAGAUCGUUGCCAACGCCGAAGGUCUGUAUCCCCAGGCUCUUGCCGCCCGCGCUGGCCACGCCCAGUGCGUUCGCCUGCUCGUCGCAUCGGGUGGCAACCCCGACGCGCCUGAAAAGGGAACACAAUGGACUCCCACCUUCUUUGCCGCCGAAAACGGCCACGUCGACUGCCUUCAGGUUCUGCUCGAGGCUGGUUGCAACGUCAACAUUGUCGACGAGAAGGACCGCACGGCUGCCUUCUACGCCGCGUGGAACGGCAAAAUUGCUUGCUUGCUUCUUCUCCUCCAAGCAGCACAGCAAAGUCAGGCUCCACCUCGAGAGCGUCGGCUUUCCAGGACGUCGGUCGCCAAGACUUCCUCAUCCGCCGAUGCUGCACACGAUCUAGACCUCGAGAUCGAUGGCAUCCCCGACCUCUCGCUUCCGCCGCCUAUCAUUCCCUUCCGCACCUACGGUCACAAUUACCUUGACAAGCGUGCGCUCGUCUCUGUUUCACUUACAAACAACUCGGUCAAGCUCUAUAAGCAUCAAGAUCCGAAUCGUCCCGAACAAUUCUCGACAUCGUCACUCAAACUUGUCAUGACGUCGCGCCCGGACGCUUCUACCACUGCAAUCCCGCACAAUGUAGUGCUGCCGCUCGCAGACGAACGCGAAGUAUUUUCCUUCCAGGUCGACAGGCUUGAGAGCUUUUCCAUCGAAUGGGAACUCAUGCCGACCUUUGGUUCCAAAGUGAUUGGCAAGGCGGUCGCAUUACCGAGCUCAUUUGAAGGUAUGACGGAUCGCAAGCGCUUCGUUCUUCCACUUCAGGACGUCUACCUCAAGGUUGUAGGAGAGGUAUCGUUUGAGCUUGAUUUCGUCAAGCCGUUCGACAGCGUACAGCUCGAGAUCGGUGGUCGCGUCGAGACGUACUGGAAGAGCAUGCUGCCCGGUGUGGCGGCUGCCUCCACCGUAGGACCUACAAGGAUGACGCCCAAUAGCGGUGUCAGUGGGAUCGGUGGCUCGCUCAGCAGUAAAUCAGCAGCAGCGGGUCCGACGCAAGCUGUUGCGGACAAGAGCGCCACGGCAAGCUCCAACGGAGCGGUCGGAACUCCAUCGGUCGGAUCUUCUGGCGCGGCAUCUGCAACUGCAGCUGCAGCGCAACCCACGCUGGUCACAGGAUCUUCGCUUGCGGGCGAAUACUUGCGCGUGGUGGUACAGGUGACCAAGGAUGCGAAAGCCGUGGUAUGGCCUGCACAAUUCAUCCCUCUGCCUGGUCUGCAGGUCUAUGUUGGCAGUGUUACAUCCGAAGAAUUCCUGUCGGUCGCCACGCAGACAGGUCGCUCGUUGGACUGGACUCCAGCACAAGCAGCGCAGGCAUCAUGGGUAGACUGGCAGCGCGCACUUGAAAGAUCGGUAGUGACGCUGGAAACGCUCCUGUCGCUUCUGCCUGUCUCGGUCGGAAUCGAUAUCGACGUCAUGUACCCCUCCACGGCCGAGGUGCGUUCUAACCCAGGGAUGCCCAAGAUGGAAGUCAACCAAUUUGUCGAUACCAUUCUGCACACGGUGUAUGCAGCAGGCACGAGCAACCGCGAGCAGAGUCGCAAGAUCCUCUUCUCGUCUCGGUCGCCAACCGUGUGCACGGCGCUCAACUGGAAGCAGCCCAACUAUGCGGUAUUCUUUGCCUCUUUCUGCGGCAUAGAUGGCAUGGCAAGUCUCGAACGAGGUCAACUGCUGCCCUCGACACGGCACGAAACGGAUCCACGUCGCGAGAGCAUUUCGGAAGCGGUCCGAUUCGCAAAGUCAAACAAUCUGCUGGGUAUCAUGGUGGAUGUGGCGCUGCUGAAUCACGUACCGCAUCUGGUGGAGAGCGUCAAGGCAAGCGGUCUGCUGCUGAUCACGAUCGGCAAAUUCAAGCGGCAGCAGUCGCUACCGCAGUUGGAAGAGGUGGCAGAGCUGGUUGACGAUGUCGAUGGAGAGGUGGAUCAAGGCAUUGUUGUCUGUAAGAGUUAG
Messenger RNA from Mycosarcoma maydis (corn smut), 3318 nucleotides. RefSeq names its product putative cyclin-dependent kinase inhibitor. Gene Ontology annotation, biological process: lipid metabolic process. Gene Ontology annotation, molecular function: phosphoric diester hydrolase activity; protein binding. The record is from RefSeq and is a predicted model, not a curated record. Bases 1 to 3318 code for a protein of 1105 amino acids. Lineage: Eukaryota; Fungi; Basidiomycota; Ustilaginomycetes; Ustilaginales. The transcript has a single exon.